GGCCCCAACUCACUGUCUCCCAAACUCCUUCUCCUCCAUCGCUCUCUAGCUCGAAAAGCUCUGCAAUUCUAACAGUCAAGAAUCAAAGUCACUUCAACAACUGUUUUUCUCCAAUUUUCACGAAAAAAACUACCCCAGAAGCUCAAAAACUCGUCUUCAAUGGCGGACUCAGACAACGAGUCAGGCGGAGAAAGAGACAAGACUCAGAACGCUGGAGCGAACUCAGCCGGCGAGUUAUCUCCGAGAGAACAAGACCGGCUUUUGCCGAUAGCAAACGUGAGUAGGAUCAUGAAGAAAGCUCUGCCGGCGAACUCCAAGAUAUCAAAAGAUGCGAAAGAAACUGUACAAGAAUGUGUAUCGGAGUUCAUAAGCUUCGUCACCGGCGAGGCGUCGGACAAGUGUCAGAGGGAGAAGAGGAAGACGAUCAAUGGGGAUGAUAUUUUGUGGGCCAUGGCCACUCUGGGCUUUGAAGAUUAUGUGGAUCCGCUCAAGGUAUAUUUACAGAGGUUUAGAGAGAUAGAUGGGGAGAAGGUGUCGCGUGACAAGGACGCGCCGCCGGGUAGUGGUGGUGGUGGUGCGAUUGGUGAGCAAGGGAUGGUGAUGAUGGGGCAUGGGAGUCAUCGGUUUCAUCAAGGACAAGUGUACACUUCUGGUGGGUUUCAUCAUAUGGCUUUGGGCGGCAGCGGCGGCGGUAGCGGUAUAGGAAAGGGAGGCCAAAUUUAAGUAGACCACCCAGGUAGAAAAUGGUGGUGCUGAGAUUGAGCUUAUUGUAAUAGUGAUGGACUCCAUUAAUUUUGAGGUUUUGGCAUUUUUUGUGGAAUGUAAUUUGUAAUCUAUGAAUAAAAAAAUAAAAGUGAUUUAAAUCAAA
Molecule: messenger RNA, 868 nt
Organism: Mangifera indica (mango)
Lineage: Eukaryota; Viridiplantae; Streptophyta; Magnoliopsida; Sapindales; Anacardiaceae
Product: nuclear transcription factor Y subunit B-3-like
Exons: 2
Coding region: 160-723 (187 amino acids)
Biological process (GO): regulation of transcription by RNA polymerase II
Cellular component (GO): CCAAT-binding factor complex; nucleus
Molecular function (GO): DNA-binding transcription activator activity, RNA polymerase II-specific; protein heterodimerization activity; RNA polymerase II cis-regulatory region sequence-specific DNA binding
Source: RefSeq, a predicted model, not a curated record